This is a messenger RNA of Procambarus clarkii (red swamp crayfish), 1108 nucleotides long. Lineage: Eukaryota; Metazoa; Arthropoda; Malacostraca; Decapoda; Cambaridae. The record is from RefSeq and is a predicted model, not a curated record.
CGUAUCAGUCCCAUGAUCAUAUUUCCUACGAUGUAUGCAUUUCUUUCAAGUGAACCAGUAGAGUGAGGGAGGGAGAGUCAUCAUGGCUGCGGGAAUCUUCACUCAAGUGACCAGUAGGCGCAAACUUAUGGAACUUGCUGACAGCCUCAUGGCGGACCUACCCUACUCGGCCACUAUGUACAACAACCUGCUCCUACAUGCUCGAGGGUGGCUGUCCACGACCAGGUUCUACACCUUGCCCACCCAACCACCCUCUCACACCCUCUUGUGGCAGAAGACGAACGUGCCCUCCAGUAUUGCCGUCUACUGCCGGGAAGCAGAAUUCGAACAACUGAUAGCGGCGCUUAGGGAGACGCCUCUAUUGGACUGGCAACGACGCCUGAUGAUCUUCCAUGUUCCCCACUACCUGGUUGAGCCGCUGAAGUUGCUGGCCAAAGAGCUGGGGAGCUCCCCUGUUAUUUGGGGUCCAAAUUACACAUUUACUUACCUUCCUAACUUGGAUGCUGAACUCCUCAGGUUGGUACUUACCUUACCAUACAGGAACUUUAUAUUGGCAAUAUCUACCGUGAUGGGAUACAUACACCAAGAAGUGUCCUCCAUUUUUCGGAACAAGCCAGGUUUCCGCGUCUGUAAACUUGUCAAAACUGGGCUCCAACACCUGCUGGAGAGGAGCAGCUUUAGCAAGACCCAACCGCUGGAGUCCACGUGGAGCCUAUCGCAGCAUCUGCCAUCUGUUGGAGUGUUCCUCGACUCGAGCGUGACUAAGGACUCGCCGCUGGACCUCCAGCACCUGCACUACUCCGGAAAUGAGGAAACACCUGUCUCCUGGAUGUCGCCGACCAUGUAUGGAAGCAUCGGCAUGUUGGGGACGGACGACAGCUACAGGAAUCUGGGUCUAGGUAGACUGGUAAUCAAGGUCAUGGGGAGGCUAUAUGCUAGCCAGGGCUUCAUCCCUAACGCCCACGUCGCCUACGACAACCCACCUUCUAUAACAACGUUCAGCAAGAUACCAGGCUGGGAAAACACUCACACUGCCGCCUGGAUGGCCUUCGAGCAGACAAAUGGAAUCAGUGAAAUAUCACAGGACAAAGCUCCCCAAUUACUAUAG